AUGCCGGGCUCUGUGUGCCGGUUCCGCGACUCCACCAUCUGGGCGGGUCUAACGCCCCAUUCUGUUGCAGGCGGGCCCCUGGGGCUCCCAGCGGAGCGCAUCCUGGCGGUGCCGGUGCGCACUGACGCCCGGGGCCGCUUGGUAUCCCACGUGGUGUCGGCGGCGACGGUCCGGGAGGGGGUGCGCACUCGCAGGGCCGCCCCCAUCCAGACCCCCAGCUUUCCAGAAGGCAGCGAGGAGGAUGCUGGCGGCCGCCUCUUCUACAAUGUCACGGUCUUCGGUCGAGAUCUGCACCUGCGGCUGCGGCCCAACUCCCGCCUUGUGGCGCCCGGGGCCACGGUGGAGUGGCAGGGCGAGUCGGGCGCCACGCGUGUGGAGCCACUGCUUGGGAACUGCCUCUACACCGGGGAUGUGGCCGGCCUAACUGAGGCCUCCUCCGUGGCUCUGAGCAACUGUGACGGCCUGGCUGGCCUGAUCCGUGUGGCAGAGGAAGAGUUCUUCAUUGAGCCCCUGGAGAAGGGCCUGGCAGCAGAGGCUGAGCAGGGCCGUGUGCAUGUCGUGUACCGCCGGCCGCCUACUCCCAAACCUCCCCCACUGGGGGGCCUGCAGACCCUGGACAUAGGGGCCUACCCCAGCAGCCUGGACCGCCUCAGCCGUACCCUGGGCGUCCUGGAGGAGCGCGUCAACAGCUCGAGGCGCAGGACACGCAGGCACACUGCCGAGGACGACUACAACAUAGAGGUGCUGCUGGGCGUGGAUGACUCCGUGGUGCAGUUCCAUGGGAAGGAGCACGUGCAGAAGUACCUGCUCACGCUCAUGAACAUCGUCAAUGAAAUCUAUCAUGAUGAGUCGCUGGGCGCCCACAUUAAUGUUGUCCUGGUGCGAAUAAUCUUGCUGAGCCACUCGAAGUCCAUGAGCCUCAUAGAGAUUGGGAACCCCUCUCAGAGCCUGGAGAAUGUUUGCCGCUGGGCCUAUCUCCAGCAAAAGCCAGACACAGGCCAUGACGAAUACCAUGACCAUGCCAUCUUCCUCACACGGCAAGAUUUUGGACCUUCAGGCAUGCAAGGGUAUGCUCCUGUCACUGGGAUGUGCCACCCUGUCCGCAGCUGCACCCUCAACCACGAAGAUGGCUUCUCCUCAGCUUUUGUGGUGGCCCAUGAGACAGGCCAUGUACUGGGCAUGGAACACGAUGGGCAGGGUAACCGUUGCGGCGACGAGGUACGACUGGGCAGCAUCAUGGCGCCCCUGGUACAGGCAGCCUUCCACCGCUUCCACUGGUCCCGCUGCAGCCAACAGGAGCUGAGUCGCUACUUGCACUCCUAUGAUUGCCUACGGGAUGACCCUUUUGCCCACGACUGGCCAGCGCUGCCCCAGCUGCCAGGGCUGCACUACUCCAUGAAUGAGCAGUGUCGCUUUGACUUUGGCCUGGGCUACAUGAUGUGCACCGCGUUCCGGACCUUUGACCCCUGCAAGCAGCUCUGGUGCAGCCACCCUGACAACCCCUACUUUUGUAAGACCAAGAAGGGCCCCCCCUUAGAUGGGACCAUGUGUGCAUCUGGAAAGCAUUGCUUUAAAGGACACUGCAUCUGGCUGACCCCUGAUAUCCUCAAACGGGAUGGCAACUGGGGUGCAUGGAGUCCAUUUGGAUCCUGCUCACGCACCUGUGGCACAGGUGUGAAAUUCAGGACCCGCCAGUGUGACAACCCACAUCCGGCCAACGGGGGUCGCACCUGCUCAGGCCUGGCCUACGAUUUCCAGCUCUGCAGCCCCCAGGACUGCCCCGAUGCCCUUGCUGACUUCCGCGAAGAGCAGUGCCGCCAGUGGGACCUGUACUUUGAGCAUGGUGAUGCCCAGCACCACUGGCUGCCACUAGAGCAUCGGGACGUCAAGGAACGAUGCCACCUCUACUGCAAGUCUAAGGAGACAGGGGAGGUGGUGUCCAUGAAGCGCAUGGUGCAUGAUGGAACACGCUGCUCCUACAGGGACGCCUUCAGCCUCUGCGUGCGUGGGGACUGCCGGAAGGUGGGCUGUGAUGGGGUGAUCGGCUCCAACAAGCAGGAAGACAAGUGUGGCGUGUGUGGAGGGGACAACACCCACUGCAAAGUGGUCAAGGGCACGUUCACACGCUCCCCCAAGAAGCUCGGUUACAUCAAGAUGUUUGAGAUCCCAGCAGGAGCCAGACACCUGCUUAUCCAGGAGACAGACAGCACCAGCCACCAUCUGGCCAUCAAGAACCUGGAGACCGGCAAGUUCAUCUUAAAUGAAGAGAAUGAUGUGGAUCCCAAUCCCAUGUCCUUCAUUGCCAUGGGUGUGGAGUGGGAGUACCGUGAUGAGGACGGCCGGGAAACCCUGCAGACCAUGGGCCCCCUCCAUGGCACCAUCACCGUUCUGGUCAUCCCACAGGGAAGCUCCCGGAUCUCGCUAACUUACAAAUACAUGAUCCACGAGGACUCACUCAACGUGGAUGACAACAAUGUCCUGGAUGACAGCUCUGCGGGCUAUGAGUGGGCUCUGAAGAAGUGGUCUCCCUGCUCCAAACCCUGCGGCGGAGGGUCCCAGUUCACCAAGUAUGGCUGCCGCAGGAGGCUGGAUCACAAGAUGGUACACCGCAGCUUCUGUGACACCCUCACAAAACCCAAAGCCAUCCGACGUACAUGCAACCUGCAAGAGUGCUCCCAGCCCGUUUGGGUCACGGGCGAAUGGGAGCCAUGCAGUCAGAGCUGCGGGCGCACAGGCAUGCAGGCACGCUCUGUGCAGUGUAUUCAGCCACUGCACAACAACACCACCCGCUCAGUGCACACCAAGCACUGCAAUGAUGCCAGGCCUGAGGGCCGACGGGCUUGCAACCGUGAGCUCUGCCCUGGUCGGUGGCAGGCUGGGCCCUGGUCCCAGUGCUCGGUAACCUGUGGCAACGGCACUCAGGAGCGGCCAGUGCUCUGCCGUACCUCCGAUGACAACUUUGGACUGUGCCAGGAGGAGCGACCUGAGACAGCAAGGAUCUGCAGGCUUGGCCCCUGUUCCCGAAAUGUCUCUGAUCCCUCCAAGAAGAACUACAUUGUUCAGUGGCUCUCCCGCCCAGACCCUGACUCACCGGCGCAGAAGACCUCGUCAAAGGGCCGCUGCCAAGGUGACAAGUCAAUGUUCUGUAGGAUGGAGGUCUUGUCUCGAUAUUGUUCCAUCCCAGGCUACAAUAAGCUGUGCUGCAAGUCCUGUAACCUGCACAACCUCACCUAUGCGGAUGACAGGGUGGAGGCGCCACCUGGGAAGCACAAUGACAUUGAGGAGCUCAUGCCCACCCAUCCCGUGCCCACACUAGUCAUGGAGGCGUCACCUUCCCCAGGCACACCCCUAGAGGCUCCUCUCAAUGUCUCCAGCACCAAUGCCACCGAGGAUCACCCAGAAACUAAUGCUGUUGAUGUUCCCUACAAAAUCCAUGGUCUGGACAAUGAAGUCCAGCCACCCAACCUAAUCCCUCGACGGCCGAGUCCAUAUGAAAAGACCAGAAACCAAAGGAUCCAAGAGCUCAUUGAUGAGAUGAGGAAGAAAGAGAUGCUCGGAAAGUUAUAAUAAAGUGAAAGAUAGCAUUAACAGCACUUUUUUUCUUGCUUAUAGAGAUUACAUAGGAUAGGAAAUCCUAUGUUGUGUUGGUAAAGUCAAAAUUCUUAAUUCUAAGAGGUUUUGAGAAAACAAAGAGGGAGAAUGAUGUACAUCUAUAGUUACGUGUGUGGCAACUAAGUUAGCACAUGUGUUUCCCAACCCCAGAGUUUUCUAAACCCUGUGCUGGGUUGGGUAUGGGGUGGAGGAAAAUACAGGAGAUCUACAAUCUUUCUGUGUAGGGGGUGGGGCAGGAGGAAUAAGUCAGAAAGAACACACUGGCUCCGAGUGUCUCGGCAGUGAGUCUUCCUCUUAGUGGUGACUACUCUCUGGGGACAUUGGCUAUUUCCUACCAGUCUCCAGACUGAGGCAUAAUCCCCUAGAGAAAUGUCUUAAGUUACUAAAGAGUGGCUUCUUUACUAAAAACUACCAUGAGCACAAUCAAGUUGGGGUUAUGAAUGCAGAUUUCUUCAAGAGCCAGGUUGGAGGAAAGGAUGAGUGUGGCCGAGCAGAGGACUGUACCAACCUGAGAACCACAUUCAACUAGCGCUGGCCAUUGCUGCCAUGUGACUGCUAUUGUCAGAAUGUGUCCUUUCCGGAAAAAAAUCUAGAUUUUCAUAUGAAAAUUUUUAAAAUAUCUUAAGGGGGACUGUGAGUCUGUUGGGCUCUAGAGCCUGGUUUCUAUUUUUUUUUUUUUUUAAUUAGGGACUUGAAUAGCCAUUUGACCCAUUUGAUGCUCCUGGGCAGUAUUUGGAUAUAUCAGCUGAGUUGGAACUGUCCAUUUCUUCCUCAGGAAGUACCCAAAUUAUGUACCUAGUACAUAUACAUCACAUCUUCCUACAAAGGAGAAAACAGUGGAGGGCACUCUCAGGUUUUCCCAAGCCUCACUCACUACAGUAAUCCUGGCCUUGAGUAAUCCUGGCCACCUAGCCUCAACACCAGAGGCCUCAGAGAGGUGCUUUCCCUCCCCAAGUGCAUCAGAAGGAUGAGGGAGCAGGCAAAUUGCUGGAAAGUGCAGUGAGAGGUAAGGCCUUGAACCUCCCAUAUGGGAGAGUCACCAUCAGGUACAUGCCCACAUGCGUUGAGGUUUUGGGCUUUGUAGACGUGGGUCUGGUCCUGAAGACCAGCUUUUCCUGCGAUGGAAUGCAUGACCUUUCCCUGUGUAGCUCUCUACCCCUUAGAAGUUCACAAACCCUCAGUAAGCUGCCCAACAGGACCAUUCUUAAAGUGGGAGAUGAUGAGCGCUUGCUUUAUUUUUCACACUCUACAAACUUUAACAACUUCUGGCUUUGACAAAAUGGUGCCAUGUUUUGAGCAAGAUGUAAAUGAGAAAUAGAAGGAACAAUCUAGGGGUGGGGGAGGGGAUGGUGGCUAACUUACUUCUCCCUGUGCUGAUAUUUUAGGAACAUGUAGCUUAAACUUCUCCAAACUACAGCACUCAGGGGCACAUUAGGCCUUUAGGUGGACCUAAGGAGACUCAUAAUUCUGAAAUUUUUCAUAUCCAGGGAAGUUCAGAAACCUUUGCAUUCUUGCCAGUCAUAGAUUGUAAAGAACUAUUUCUUUCUUAAUCCCUCAAUAUAUGGAUGAGAAUACUGAGACUCAGAAUAAUACCAUGAUAGCUAUUUUAUGUUGAAUUUAAGGUGCUAAGGAUGUUUGUCUGAAUCUGCGCAUGUGUAUGACUGUCAGAGUGUGUGGUGUAGGAAAACAGUGAGAAAUAUCUGGGAUGAUGCUUAAUUUUCCAGCUGGAUGAUAAGUAGCCUCCUUUCCACCCAAUGCAACCUGCCCCUUUCUUCUAAUCUUCUAACACAUCCCACAUGUGCACAUUGACUGUCCUUGUGUCUCAGAAGAGCUUGCUGGAUCCUAAGAACCAAACUGGAGAAAGCAUUUUGUAAUAUGUCUCAUCACAUUACUCUUUAAUAAGAUGUGGUAUGAAGCACUGAAGCAGUGCUAUUGCUCUGUAAUCAGGAAAUGGAUCCCAGGGCUUUCCUGAAUUUGAACCUGUGGCAGCUGAUAAUAUUCAUGAAAUGAAGGCAGAUCUUGCUUGGUUGUGCCCUAGAAAGUGGAGAAAGUUCAGUGUUGACCCAAGAUAGAGCUGAUUACUCAGUGCAUACAUCUGGGGAUCUCAGACUUCAGCAAAUGAAGGCUUCAUGCCUUGGGUCUGGAGGCCUUCAUGGAAAGGUCCCAAAUGGGACAUUCUUAGGGAUACCUACCUUCUGUUUGAGGAAGAAUGAUGUCUUUUGGGAGCUGUAGGUCAACAUGGACAUGGCCCCAGAAGCAUGCUAAGUGCUUUAGGCUAUAUAUCCAGAGUUCUCUAGAACAACAAUUCUCAGAAGCCUCUCUCUGUAAAGAACUGUGUAAAUCUCCACAGAGCAUAGGGCUUUCAGGACAGAUGCCUUUGCCACAGUAGUGAGCUUCCAAGAGCUAUUGUCCGAGGUUACUCCUGCAGCUAGAAGACACAGAAAGUGUCUUCUCACUGGUUUGUAACAUCAUGUUGAGAAUCAGAGAUCCCCUUUAUCCCUGGCUCCAGGAAAUUCAGCUGAGGUGUCUGAGAGGAACCUCAUGUUCAUGGGGAGACUCAUCUGAAAUACUAGGAACUGGUUCUCUGAUCUGCUGCUUUUCGAAAGUCCAUUAAUUUCAUGUAUAAGCCUUUCAGUUGUAUUUUAAAAUUUUUGUUUGAGCAUUAAAUGGUGCACUAUAGUGAAGUGUUUAUCAAAUGAAGCUUUAUGUCAUGCAGAUGUACUCCUGAAUGGCAGCAACUACCAUAUGAAUCAUCACGGUGCUGAGCUCACAUCACAAUAUUUUAUCUUACUGAUCACAGCAAAUCAAUACAUUUGUUUUCUGUAUAGUAAAAUAUGCCUCCUCAAUUUUAU
Molecule: messenger RNA, 6464 nt
Organism: Condylura cristata (star-nosed mole)
Lineage: Eukaryota; Metazoa; Chordata; Mammalia; Eulipotyphla; Talpidae
Gene: ADAMTS2
Product: ADAM metallopeptidase with thrombospondin type 1 motif, 2
Exons: 21
Coding region: 1-3567 (1188 amino acids)
Biological process (GO): proteolysis; extracellular matrix organization
Molecular function (GO): metalloendopeptidase activity; zinc ion binding
Source: RefSeq, a predicted model, not a curated record